ACCCUCUUUACUUCAAUAAAGGAUAUAUAAGCAGUGAUAUGGAUGAACGGUCUCCGUUAUUAACAGUAGAUGGUAGAACGCUACCUGCACAAGCAGGCGCCGAUAGGGUGACGACCACAGUUACGGACCAGCGAAUCGACACAGAAGUAAAAAAGGGACCAGCCAUUGAAGUCGCCGCCGGUCAAGUGCAAGUUCCAGAUACCGAUGAUUACAACUUUAGUUUUCGUAAGCUGUGGGCCUUCACUGGACCUGGGUUUCUGAUGUCUAUCGCCUAUUUAGACCCUGGGAACAUAGAAUCUGACCUGCAAACUGGAGCUAUCGCUAAGUACAAGUUACUUUGGGUCCUUAUGUGGUCGACAGUACUAGGACUGGUUCUACAACUGUUAGCGGCGCGUCUCGGCUGUGUUACAGGCUUGAAUCUCGCAGAUGUCUGCAGGCUGGAAUACUCAAAACUCCCGCGAUUCGCUCUCUGGAUGAUGAUGGAGAUAGCUAUUAUCGGAAGUGACAUCCAAGAGGUCAUCGGGUCGGCCAUUGCUAUAAACCUGUUGUCAGCUAACAGGAUCCCAAUCUGGGCGGGAGUGCUGAUCACCGGCGCGGACACCUUCACCUUUCUCUUCCUGGAAUCGGCCGGUCUGCGUAAGCUUGAGGCUUUGUUCGGCGCCCUCAUCACAGCCAUGGGCUUCUCCUUCCUCUACAUGUAUAUCACUGUAAAACCAAACGCUGGAGAUAUCUUAAUUGGUCUUUGGUUUCCAUGGUGUCAGGACUGUGACAAAGACGCUAUUCAGCAGUUGGUUGGAAUCGUCGGAGCUGUGAUCAUGCCACACAAUAUAUACCUUCAUAGUGCAUUAGUGCUGUCUCGCUCCAUUGACCGGACGAAUUCUAGGAAGGUAGGAGAAGCUAAUAAGUAUUACGCCAUCGAGUCAGCUAUCGCCCUCUUUGUCUCUUUCUUGAUAAAUUUAUUUGUGGUGGCCGUCUUCGCUGAAGCCUUCUCAGAUGCCAUGUACCACGACGCUAGCUUGAGAAAUGCUGGGGCGUGGAUAGCUGAGAAGUACGGCCUGUCGAUGAAGGUGAUCUGGGGAGUUGGAAUCCUAGCAGCUGGGCAGAGCUCUACGAUGACCGGCACCUACGCGGGGCAAUUCGUCAUGGAGGGAUUCAUACAAAUUCGCUGGGCGAGAUGGAAGCGAGUUUUGCUGACACGGUCUAUAGCAAUGAUUCCAACGAUAUGCGUAGCUUUGUUAGCCACAAAUCAGCUGGAUAUUCUGAACAACUGGCUAAAUGUACUACAGAGUGUACAGCUACCCUUCGCUCUUCUUCCUAUUCUACACUUCACCAACAGUCAGAGGAUCAUGGGCAGUUUUAAAAACGGCAGAACGCUGAAGACAGUGGUGUGGUUGCUAGCCGUUCUGGUGAUGGGAGUGAACCUAUACCUGGUCGUUCUCUAUGUGGACGUGAAACAGCCUUCGUAUGUUUAUGUCAUAGCAGCUCUGGCAGUGGCGUUGUACCUCUUCUUUGUGAUAUAUUUGGCCAUUGGGAUUCAAAACAUUAUAAAACUGAAGAUUUGGAUGAAGAAGAAGACGGGCAAGUCCGCGGACAAAUAUGAAGACAAGUUACUCAUAUAUCGUUCACGAAAGUACGCCAUUAAUGAAAAACCGGUCCCUGAUGAAAUCCCAAAGGAUUAGUCCUAUCUCUGAAAAGUACCAAAAAAGCUAUUUAUAAGAUGAU
Molecule: messenger RNA, 1722 nt
Organism: Liolophura sinensis
Lineage: Eukaryota; Metazoa; Mollusca; Polyplacophora; Chitonida; Chitonidae
Product: natural resistance-associated macrophage protein 2-like
Exons: 15
Coding region: 39-1679 (546 amino acids)
Biological process (GO): iron ion transmembrane transport; manganese ion transport
Cellular component (GO): endosome membrane; plasma membrane
Molecular function (GO): cadmium ion transmembrane transporter activity; iron ion transmembrane transporter activity; manganese ion transmembrane transporter activity
Source: RefSeq, a predicted model, not a curated record